GUUUAUCCAUAUGAAGAAGCUAUUCAGUUUGGUGUUUCUACACAGAGAUACCUGUCUGUUCUCAACAGUAUGCUCCCAGAGACUCCAGUGGUUGGUGCAUGUAUUGUGAAUGAAGAAAAGAAGAUUGUUGGAAUAGGAUAUAAUGGAAUGCCAAACAAGUGUUCAGAUGACAACAUGCCGUGGGGACGGGAGGCUGACAGUAUACUAGAAACCAAACAGUUAUAUGUGUGUCAUGCAGAGCUGAAUGCUGUAUUGAACAAGAAUUCAGCAGACGUGAAGAACUGUACAAUAUAUGUAGCAUUGUUCCCAUGUAACGAAUGUGCUAAAGUUGUGAUACAAUCAGGGAUAAAGGAAGUUAUAUAUUACUCGGAUAAAUACCAUGACAGGCCAGAGUUCAUGGCAUCUAAGAGAAUGUUUGAUAUGGCAGGUAUAAAAUACAGCCCUGGCGGCUGCUAUGUACAACCAAGCAGAACCAUUUGUCAAUUUUGGAAGAGGACCACCCAAUGAACAUCCAGGCCAUACAUCAACUUUCACCAAACGGUUUCAAAGGAGAUGUUGUUUAAAGGAAAAUGUUGACGGACGGUGAGCAAUCGCAAUAGCGCUAUAGCUCACCCCCGAGCACUUUGUGCCCAGGAGAGCUAAAUACUUUGAAACAACUAGCAUGACUGAAUAAAAAUCUUUUAUUUUCUUUUUGCAUGAUAACAGAAACAACUAUGAUAUGAUAAUCUCAGUUAAACAACAACAAAAUGCCUGUCAGACAUAGUCUGUAUACAUGCUUGAACAAUUUUAACUAUUCAACAUAUUGUUUUGUCUACAUCUAACUGUGAGUUCAAAAUAUUGACAGAGGAGCUAGUAUGACCAGUACUAGUAAUUGUCAAAUGGUACUUGCACUAUGAAGGCAUAAUGAGUGGACACCAAAAUAUGUAAUAGGGUUAUUAUAACAGUAGCUAGAUCAGAUCAGAUGAGGCGUGGAAGCGCCGAGUGUGAUCUGACUUGGCAAAAUACACACGAGUCGAAUGCAAUAUACAAUACAGAAGGUACAAUACAGAUUUUUUUUCUGCCUGCUAGACUUUUACUUGUGAAAUCCAAGCCAUAUUUUGGACAGA
Mercenaria mercenaria is the source of this 1106-nucleotide messenger RNA. RefSeq names its product deoxycytidylate deaminase-like. Gene Ontology annotation, molecular function: zinc ion binding; dCMP deaminase activity. The transcript has 4 exons. Gene Ontology annotation, biological process: dUMP biosynthetic process; dTMP biosynthetic process. The record is from RefSeq and is a predicted model, not a curated record. Gene Ontology annotation, cellular component: cytoplasm. The annotation marks the transcript as partial. NCBI's taxonomy places the organism in Eukaryota, Metazoa, Mollusca, Bivalvia, Venerida, Veneridae.